GAUACGCCCAAACAGUGCGCGGAUAUCGUCGCGGAUGGGGUCGUGAGAUUUGUGUGCAGUCGUGCGAGAUAUGGUGUCAUGUUGAUGUUGGAUUUGUGUUGGUGAGGAGUUGUAAAGUGGAAGAAUAGUGAAUUAAAUUGGACUUGUGUUGAAUGUUGCGCUCACUUAGAAGUGAUUCAGUUCAGUUCUCGGUUCCAGCUUGAAAUAAGCCUUUUCAAUUGGCCGAGCUCAGGCUUCAUUCGGUGUCAGCCAAGGCCUUGGGUUGGCCAAAGACAACCCCUUGGAGGGUGUGCAGAGUGCUUUCCUGAGUACCAUCUAAACUGAAGGUGCGACUCCUGUGGCUUGUGAAGGAAUCAGCAGCGAUGGACUCGCCGGAUGCGACGCUGCAGUUCCAGUUCCAGUGCGGCCUGGACCGCGGCUCGGUCACCGUCGACACGGCCGGCCUCACGCUCAAGACGCUCAAGGAGCACGCCUUCGACUUCCUGACGCACAAGCGGCCGGACCAUGGCCUGCAGCGGCUGCCGGAGAACCUGCUGCUGUUUCGGCACGACCCGUCGGCGGCGGCCGUGCUGCAGCUCAUCAACUCGGUCACCGACGUCACCACCAACAGCCUGGUGGAGAUCGUCAUCAGCGCCACCAUCACACAGCAGGCGGCGGCGGCGCUGGACGUACGGCCCCACGCGCUCUACAUCCACUCGUACAAGUCGCCCACCUUCUGCGAUCACUGCGGCGAGAUGCUGUUUGGUCUGGUGCGGCAGGGACUCAAAUGUGAAGGGUGCGGCAAGAACUUCCACAAGCGGUGCGCCAUCAACGUGCCCAACAACUGCCUGCCGCGCGAGCGUCGGCGCAAAUCGUCCUCAUCCCACCUGCCGCAGUCGUCCUCCGUGACGUCACUCAUCUCACACGCGUCCGAGGACUCGGGCACGGCCAUGUCGAUGCUGAACGGCAGCACAAAGUCCCGCUCGCCGUCGCUGUCCGGCCGGCCGCCAUGGACAGAGCGCGAGAUCGCCGGCCGCAUCGGCAUCCCGCACACGUUCGUCGUCCACUCGUACAAAAAGCCCACCAAGUGCAUGCUAUGCAACAAGCUGCUGGUCGGCGUGUACAAACAGGGUCUGCAGUGUCGCGACUGCAAGUACAACGUGCACAAGAAGUGCGCCGACCGCGUGCCGCACGCAUGCACGGGCGACGCGCCGUCGGAGCCGGGCGCUCGCAGCCAGGAGGAGGACGCCAGCGACGCUGACUGCGAGCCAGACGCCGGCGAGCCGGACGAAUCGGAGGAGGAGGAGACGGAGCCGGGCGGCUCGCCGACGGGCGGCCGGACCGGCGGCGGCGAGCCGCCCCCCGACCCGGCCGCCGACACAGACAAGGAGUCACUCUGCACGAGCGAGUCGCAGAACAUUCCCGUCCAGCGCCUGUUCCAGUCGGUGAAACACAAGAAGGCGCCGACGGUGACCAUCAAGGAGGGGUGGCUGGAGCACUACACGGGCAGGAACCCCGAGAAAAAGCGUCACUUUUGGCGACUGGAUACCAAAUGCUGCACCCUCUACAACAACCACAUGGACAGCAAGUUCUACAAGGAGAUCGCGCUCUCCGAGAUUCUGGCGAUAGAGGCCAGCAAACCGAACGACGACUCGUACUCAUUCGAGCUGCGCACGGCCAACCUGGACUACUUUGUGCUGGAGCGUCCGGUGGCGGCACAGGGCCCGCCGCCGCCGGCCAUCACCCUGCCUGACGGCACGGCGGUGGAGGCCGGCAGAGACUGGGAGCAGACGAUCCGGCAGCUGAUGCAGCCGCCGGGCGCUGCCGCCGCGCCGCCGCCGUCGGCCGCCCAGAGCGGCGCCGAGCGCGACACGGCCGAGCCCGACCCGUCCACCGACAUCACCACCCUCUACCAGAUCUACUCGGACGACGUGCUGGGCUCGGGCCAGUUCGGCAUCGUCUACCGCGGCGUGCACCGCACCAGCGGCAGACAGGUGGCCAUCAAGAUGAUCAACAAGCUGCGCUUCCCCAACAAACAGGAGACCCAGCUGAAGAACGAGGUGUCCAUUCUGCAAACGGUCUCACACCCUGGAGUGGUGGUGCUGGAGCGGAUGUUCGAGACCCCGAACGAGGUGUUUGUCGUGAUGGAGAAGAUGGAGGGCGACAUGCUCGAGAUGAUUCUCCAAGCCGAGAAGCUGUGCGAGCGGAAAACACGCUUCCUGAUCACACAGAUCCUGGUGGCGCUCAAGUACCUGCACAGCCAGAACGUGGUGCACUGCGACCUGAAGCCAGAGAACGUGCUGCUGGCCUCCAAGGAGGAGUUCCCGCAGAUCAAAAUCUGCGACUUCGGCUACGCCAAGAUCAUCGGCGAGCGUUCGUUCCGCCGCUCGGUGGUCGGCACGCCCGCCUACCUCGCGCCCGAGGUCCUGCGCAAUAAGGGCUACAACCGGUCGCUGGAUAUGUGGUCGGUGGGCAUCAUCAUCUACGUCAGCCUGAGCGGCACGUUCCCCUUCCACGAUGACGAGGACAUCAACGACCAGAUUCAGAACGCCGCCUUCAUGUUCCCGCCGCACCCGUGGAAGAGCAUCAGCCAGGAGGCGAUCGAGCUCAUCAGCUGCCUGCUGCGGGUGAAGGCGCAGCGCCGCUUCACCGUUGACAAGAGCCUGAUGCACGUCUGGCUGCAGGACUUUGAGUGCUGGUCGGACCUGCGCGCGCUGGAGCGGCGGCUCGGCAAACGCUACCUGACGCACGAGUCGGACGACGCGCGCUGGCAGGCCUACCAGCGCCAAUGGGCGGCCGGCGCCGCGCCGCCGCGCAACUGACUGCUCCGCCGCGCCGGCCGAGCACGUGCCGCGCGCCGCGCCGGCGUCCGGGGGCGCUGUGCGCCCGCCGAGCCGCGCCCGGCCCAGCCGAGGUAUCUAACUGGAUGCGUGAGUGAGUGAUCAGUGGCGCCGUGACGAUUGUGUGUCUGUGCGAGAGAUUGGGCAGCCUGAUGUUGGCGCGCAGUGAGAGGCGCCCUGCCUAUAUUUGUAAGAGAGCCGAGGCGAUCUGCCUGUAUUUGUAAUGACGGGGGUUUACCCCGACCGGUGCUGCUGGAGGACCACGAACUGAGACGCCCGGCCAAACUGUACAGCCGAUAUGUGACGAUGUGUAAGUACAGCUCGCCAAAAUUUAUAGCCGCAGCCGCGCGGCGGGCGCGGGCCCAGAGAGACCAAAAGUCUAGUUAGUUUGUGAGAUGUGUAUGCGCCGGCCGGGCUGAUGUGGCGAGCGUUGGCCGCGGACUGUCGGCCGUCGGAGCGGCACGGGUGCGUUCACAUUCCGUGGUGGUGGCCGGGUAGGGGUGUGUGGGGCGCGCCGCGGCCGCCGCCGGCCGCCGCGCCGGGCCGCCCCGGCCGGCCGGCUGUCUUCCUGCGGCUCGUGCGGCGGCCGGCGGCGGCGCGCGCCCCUCGGCCCAGCUGAAGUGCCUGGCACGCGCCGCCCCUGCCGGCGCUGGGCGGGCCGACGAUGCAAUGUGCUGGAGUGGCGGGCGCCGACGGCGGCUGGCCGGGCCUGGUCGCGCCCGUCCGGCCCGACUCGUGAUAGCCGCCGCGCGCCGACCGGCACCGGCCGCCUGGCCGCCAACACCGUGUCUUUAUGCAUUCGCUUGUAUAUCGUUCCAUUGAGGUGUGGGUGCGCGCACCGGGGCCGGCGCCGCAGCCCCGCGUCCGAGCGCCCGCACUCGGCUCGUGCUCGUUAAGUGGUUUGUAAGUGUUAUCGGUCGUAAUUCAAUUUUAUUAUAAUAUACUCGUACUUGAUA
This is a messenger RNA of Amphibalanus amphitrite, 3775 nucleotides long. RefSeq names its product serine/threonine-protein kinase D1-like. The coding region runs from base 363 to 2801 and encodes 812 amino acids. The transcript has 15 exons. The record is from RefSeq and is a predicted model, not a curated record. Gene Ontology annotation, biological process: protein phosphorylation. Gene Ontology annotation, molecular function: ATP binding; protein serine/threonine kinase activity. Lineage: Eukaryota; Metazoa; Arthropoda; Thecostraca; Balanomorpha; Balanidae.